GCGGGCUCGCCCCUCCCGCCGGGCCGGGCCGGGCCGCGGAGCGCGACGGGCGGCGCGGAGCGGCCGCGCCCGGGCAGGAGCCGCCGCCGGCGGGAGCGCAGCGGAGCCGGGCGGGCCGCGCCAUGCGGCUGUGCGGGGCGCUGCUCAAGAACCCCAUCCCCAAGCAGAUCGAGUACUACUCGCGCUUCUCCCCCUCGCCCCUCUCCAUCAAGCAGUUCCUCGACUUCGGUCGUGACAAUGCCUGCGAGAAAACUUCGUACAUGUUCCUGCGGAAGGAGCUCCCUGUGCGACUGGCGAACACCAUGAGGGAGGUCAAUUUGCUGCCUGAUAAUUUACUGAACAGGCCUUCUGUUGGGCUGGUACAGAGUUGGUACAUGCAGAGUUUCCUUGAGCUUUUAGAAUAUGAAAAUAAAAGUCCUGAGGAUCCUCAUGUUCUGGAUGACUUUUUAGAUGUUUUAAUUAAAGUCAGGAACAGACACAAUGACGUGGUUCCAACCAUGGCACAAGGGGUGAUUGAAUACAAGGAAAAAUAUGGCUUUGAUCCAUUUGUAAGCAGUAACAUCCAGUAUUUUCUAGACAGAUUCUACACCAACCGCAUCUCUUUCCGUAUGCUUAUUAACCAACACACACUUCUGUUUGGUGGAGAUAUUAAUCCUGCUCAUCCCAAACAUAUUGGAAGUAUUGAUCCUAAUUGUGAUGUGGCAGAGGUGGUUAAAGAUGCUUAUGAAACAGCUAAGAUGUUAUGUGAACAGUACUAUACAGUGGCACCUGAUCUGGAAGUUGAAGAAUUCAAUGCUAAAGCUCCAAACAAGCCUAUUCAAGUAGUCUAUGUACCUUCUCAUUUGUUUCAUAUGUUAUUUGAAUUAUUCAAGAAUUCAAUGAGAGCUACAGUGGAGUUGCAUGAAGGUAAGAAAGAAGCCUGUCCAUCGAUCAAAACCUUAGUCACUUUGGGGAAAGAAGAUCUAUCUAUUAAGAUAAGUGACCAAGGUGGAGGUGUACCUCUAAGAAAAAUAGACAGAUUGUUUAACUACAUGUACUCAACAGCACCCAGGCCCAGUCUGGAGCCCUCGAGGGCUGUGCCUUUGGCUGGGUUUGGCUAUGGAUUGCCAAUUUCUCGUCUGUAUGCGAGGUACUUUCAAGGUGACCUUAAACUCUACUCAAUGGAAGGCGUGGGUUCAGAUGCUGUUAUUUAUUUGAAGGCCCUUUCAAGUGAAUCAUUUGAAAGACUUCCCGUUUUUAAUAAAUCAGCAUGGCGGCACUACAAGACCACACCUGAAGCAGAUGACUGGAGCAAUCCUAGCAGUGAACCAAGGGAUGCUUCUAAAUAUAAAGCUAAUCGAUAAUUUGCCACCUUUUGUCUCUGUUGGAGAUGACCUCUGCAUUCAGUAUAAAGUCUCUGCUUUGUUCCAAAAUCCUUCAAACCACAGUAGCUAAUUACUUCCAAACAAAGACCUAAUCAGGGCAUUGAAAAAUACUAAGAACAAAGUGAUGAUUGGGACUUAAAGGAAGGCACUGAGCACGUUUGGUAUGUGAAUCCUGUGUACCUCACCAGAAUAUGCUUGGUUGCUUCAGUCAUGCAUUGACAAAAGGGAUCGCACUGUGAUUGCACUUAGGAACACAAUGUUGUAACAAAAAGAUACUAUUUGAAGUGGCCAAUUCUUAUUCCACUGUAAGGAUUGGUAAGAUGUGCAGAAUCCCUUAAAGUGGUGAAUAGUAUCUUGCACAGCAAUAUGGUGUAAGAGGAAAAUUCUAACGUAGUUAAACGUGUGCUUCGAAAAUCCACUGUUUGCGGCGUUUUGUAUUGCACAGUGUCACCCCAAGAGAAAACCCCUCUGAGCUCUUCAGAUCUUAUCUCUAGCGAGUUUAUAAAUGUGUAGUUCUGAAAAGGGUUGUGCAGCUUUAAACUGAUGCUUUCUCCAAAUUCCCAAACCCAUUUGUCACGUGCAUACAAAAGUUAUGUUGUUAUAAGACGGUAGGACUUCCAUUUCUUGGUAUGCACCUUAAUGGUUUUCUUGACACAGAAAUGCAUUUCUGUGCAUUUUUCCUUGUUUUGAGGAAAGCUCCUAAGUAGUUAGAUCAUCUCCCGCACAAGAAAUUCUGUCAGGAUGGGGCAGGGGUAGUUCAGUUUCCUAUUUGCCUAUCAUUUUAGGGGAAUUGGAGAGGGGAGGGAAAUGCUGAGAGGCCAGACAGCCAGUCAUACAAAUGAAUUUGCCUUAAGACUGUUGGUUGCUUGAAACCUGAUUAGUUUAAAAUCUGUAAAUAGUUUGCAAAGUUAUUUAUACAUUCAAUGUCUGACUACAGUCUGGUAAUCUGAAUUUGUAGUGUAUAUAAAGGUGUUGUACACCGGCUUUUGGAACGUGUUAUUGGUCUAAGUACAUGAAACUGGAAAUGCAGUAGAAAUGGGAGGGACAAAAUGUGACCGGUACCUGGUUUAAGUUAAAAAAUAUCAGAGAUGAAAAAGAAUCCCAAGUAUUUUCCCCUUAAAUUUAUCAUAAGGGUCAUCGCUGACUAUUAAAAAACUGUUCUUUACAAAGUCUUUGCCAAAUGCUGUUUCUGAUUCUUUGGCCUUUCAGAAAAAUCUGUGAAAUUUAGAAGUUCUGGUGAUACGUUAGUGGCAAUAAAGUAGAUGAGUUGUAAGCAGCUCUGAUGCACCCUCAAUUUCUCUUAGGUGUUUUGAUAUUUUUUGGAAAGAUAGUAGAGAUUUUAGCAUGGAAAAAUGAAACUUGUUUACUAAAAUUGUGGGGGAACUGUCCCUUUUGUCCUCCCAGUAUUUAUUUUUAUAAAGAACUGAUUUAUUAGGGAAAUGCUGAGAAAUUCCUAGAUAUUUUAAAACAAGAAAAAGAAUCCUAGUUUGACUUAAUAAUAGUACUUUGCACUUCAUAGCACAUUUCAUUGAAGGAUUAUAAAGUGCUUUGAGCAAUAAACUCCACGGAGCCCCAUUUGUGAGAAGUCGAAGUUCUUGCCUUGCCUGUCGCAGUGGGUUCCUGAGCUGUGUGAGCAGUGGAGGAGCUCACAGGGCACCUCUGGGUGUUCCCACACACAGGAAUGGGAUUGGGCCCGUGGGAGCACCGGAGGGCUGCUGCCCUUCCCUGCGGAUCAGGUGGCAGCAGGGCACUGCCCAAGGCUGUCCCCGCUGGGCAGUGCUGCCCUCAGAGCCCCCUCAGAGCCCCCCUGCCAGCAGGGGAGGAGGAGGGGGCGAUGGGGCCCUCCCAUUCCCAGCCCGGGCUCGGGGACAUGGCCAGAGGGUGGCAGGAUGGCAGCAGGGCACGGUGAGGGAGUGACGUGUGUGACCUCCAGAGCAGCAGCAGCUCCCCAGCGCUGCAGGCACUGCUGCAAACACAGGCUGCUGUCCAAGCCAUGCAGCUGUGCUGGAACCAGGGCAGUGGUUUGACUGAAACACUGGUUGCAAGUCACAUCUACUAAAAUUUAGUCAUCUAUCUUCUGCCCCCACCUGUAACUUCUUACUGUUUUUAAAAUUAUUUCAAGUUGUGUAUGCUUUAUAGUAAUUGCAGAGGAGAGUUUGCUUAAAGGUAGAAAUUUGUGAUGAAAUAAAUAUUUCCUCAGUUGCAUGUGGUCAGUUUGUUAUAGAACAUUGCCCAAAACAUUCCAAGCAAUAAGGUAGUCUGCAUAAGAAACUUGAGUUUCAGCUUUUGUUAGAAAUUGUAUUUUGAAGUAGUAAAUCCUGACCUGGUUCUCA
This is a messenger RNA of Prinia subflava (tawny-flanked prinia), 3697 nucleotides long. RefSeq names its product pyruvate dehydrogenase kinase 3 (gene PDK3). The coding region runs from base 123 to 1343 and encodes 406 amino acids. The record is from RefSeq and is a predicted model, not a curated record. Gene Ontology annotation, biological process: regulation of glucose metabolic process; protein phosphorylation. Gene Ontology annotation, cellular component: mitochondrion. NCBI's taxonomy places the organism in Eukaryota, Metazoa, Chordata, Aves, Passeriformes, Cisticolidae. The transcript has 11 exons. Gene Ontology annotation, molecular function: pyruvate dehydrogenase (acetyl-transferring) kinase activity.